CUCUCUCUCUCUCUCUCUCUCUCUCUCUCUCUCUCUCUCUCUCCUCUCCUGAAACUAUUUGAUCUCCACAAGCUUCCAUAGAAAAUUAAUGAAGCCCUAGCCUCCUCCUCCCUCUCUCCUCUCUCUCUCUCUCUAUCUCUCUCUCUCUCUCUCAACCCAACGUUAUAUUCAUAUAUAUAGACCAUGGCGGUAACCUCACCCCCUUCUCCUUAUACUUCUCCUGCUCCUCCUCCUCUUCCCCUUUCAUGAAACCCUUCUCCUUCGACCCCUCCUCCUCCUCCUCCUCCUCCUCCUCGCCCUUGUCCUCGUAUUAUAGUAGUAGUAGUAGUAGUAGAAGAAGAGGUAUCCUGAUCUAUAUUGGUCUAUCGAAGGGUGGGGAGAGGGCCAUGGCGUGAUGCGACGAUGCUCCUCCUCCUCCUCCUCCGGCGACGGCGCUGCGAAGAGGGAGGCUAUGGCGCCGGAGGGCCCGGUCUCGGGAAAGGCCCAGCACCUCUGAACCGCACCACCACGGCCAUGGCCCAGGAGCCCGACAACACCCCCACAACCCGAGCAGCAAGGAACCAAGAGGAGGAAGGAGAAGAAGAAGACGAAGAAGAAGAAGAAGAAGAAGAAGACGAAGAAGAGGAAGAGGAAGUAGAGGAAGGAGAAGGAGAAGUAGAGGGUAGUGUGGGGAUAAGUAGGAGUAGUAGCAGUAGUAGUAGUAGAGGUGGGGGUGUGAGGAACCCGUACAGGGCGUGGCUACAACUGGGCCUCGGCCCAUCACGGCCCACCGUACACGAGAGGAGGAGGAGGAGGAGGAGCGCUCCCGGGGUCACCACGGAGCUCGAGCUCUUCCCGGGGAGGUGGAGGUACCCACCCCCUCCACCUCCUCCUCCUCCUCCUCCUCCUCCUCCUCCACCUCCACCUCCUCUACCUCUUCCUCCUCCGCCGCCGCCGCAGCCGCCGCCGCCGCAGCAGCUGCAGCGGUGGGCGGCGCCGCCG
This is a messenger RNA of Ananas comosus (pineapple), 981 nucleotides long. RefSeq names its product protein enabled homolog. The transcript has a single exon. The record is from RefSeq and is a predicted model, not a curated record. NCBI's taxonomy places the organism in Eukaryota, Viridiplantae, Streptophyta, Magnoliopsida, Poales, Bromeliaceae. The annotation marks the transcript as partial.